Molecule: messenger RNA, 575 nt
Organism: Lolium rigidum
Lineage: Eukaryota; Viridiplantae; Streptophyta; Magnoliopsida; Poales; Poaceae
Exons: 2
Coding region: 71-361 (96 amino acids)
Source: RefSeq, a predicted model, not a curated record
CAUCCCCACAUCGCACCCACACCCACAACUCCGGCGGCGGCGACCAGGCGAGAACACCAGCACCAACGCGAUGGCGACUGCGCUCAACCGCGGCCUCCGCUCCGGGAUCCGCCUCCUCGCCAACGGCGCCGAGGCCUCCAAGCCAGCUUCACGUGGAUUCCAUGCUACCGGGGUGAAGAGGAUGGGAGGGCAUGCGGCCCAUGAUGGGGAAUACUACCUCCAUGCCAAGCACAUGUACAACUUGCACAGGAUGAAGCAUCAGAAGCUGACAGCAUGGUUUUCCGUGCUGGGAGCAGUAAGCAUUGGCGUCGGUGUCCCCGUAUACGCGGUCAUCUUCCAGCAGAAGAAGGCCUCUGGAUGAGCUUACGUACACCUAUUUUUUAAUAGCAUUUUCUGAAGUCGAAACUCACUUCACUUCAAUUCUCUGAUUGUUGUUUCGUGUUACUCCAUUUGCUCUUAGCAGAUGCUCCGAAUCUAUAACCUCGUUUCUUGAGUCUGCUUAUGUUAAUAAUACUACAGAGGCUUGAACUAUCCAGGCUGUGGAGAAACCCUCCAGGGUUGUUUUGAGUGUUUCA